AUGAGACUGCAGGUCUGCCAUUACGUCGUCCCGUGGGAUGCCGAGCUCUUCGUGAACGCUCAGGAAAACCUCGCGCAGCAUGUCCAAAUCAGCGAACAACGAUAUCAGGCAGGUACGUAUCGCAUUAUCAAUGGAACGAAUGCAGCCAUCACACAGUUCCCGUAUCUAGUGUCCGUACAGCGAAACUCUGGAGGCCAAAAGAAGCAUAUUUGCGGUGGAGCUUUCAUCAGUCAAAAUUGGAUUCUAACAGCAGCUCAUUGUCUACAGGAUGAAACAGCGAAAGGAUUGGUUAUCCGAGCGGAGUCAUCGUUCCACGACAGUGGAGGAGUAUUGCUCCGAGUAGCAGAAAUUAUCAAACAUGCGAAAUUCAAUCCCGAAUACAGUAAAGAUUAUGACUAUGGACUGAUUCGAUUGAAGAAAUCAUUCGAAAGAGCUGUCGUAGCGCAUCUCAAAAAGGGCCCCAAACGGUUCCCACCGGGUCAGCUGUGUCAGGUGAUGGGUUGGGGCAAAACCAGUCACUCGGACGAUAGCAGGAGAUUGUUGUCGAUUUCGGUGCCAAUUGUAAAACAGAGCAUAUGUCGGUUGGCGUACCGUUCGGUGGACACAAUUACACCGCGGAUGCUGUGUGCAGGAUAUAGCUCGGGGGAGAAGGAUGCUUGUGAGGGUGACUCUGGUGGACCAUUCAUAUGCAGAGGGAUUCUGACAGGUAUAACAUCCUGGGCAGAAGGAUGUGCUGAGAAAGGCUUUUAUGGGGUAUACAGUUAUAUCACACCGGUUCGGAGUUGGAUACGAAGUAAAACAGGAGUGUAGGUGAAGAAAUGUUGACUUAAUUAUUAAU
Aedes albopictus (Asian tiger mosquito) is the source of this 838-nucleotide messenger RNA. RefSeq names its product trypsin-7-like. The record is from RefSeq and is a predicted model, not a curated record. Gene Ontology annotation, biological process: proteolysis. Gene Ontology annotation, molecular function: serine-type endopeptidase activity. The coding region runs from base 1 to 810 and encodes 269 amino acids. Lineage: Eukaryota; Metazoa; Arthropoda; Insecta; Diptera; Culicidae. The transcript is spliced from 4 exons.